UUUAGUCGAAGUGGUGCCAGAUUGAACCAUGAAGUACAAUGACAAUGAUGCCGAGACGGUCGCAGCAGAGACUCUUGACGCGGACACUGAGCUGAAAGGAUGGGGCUACAGACACCAGCAAUGCCUCAUCCUGUUCUUCUGCCUGACUACGGGCUACAGCAUGCGCGCCUGCAUGGGCGUCUCCCUCGUCGCCAUGACAACCAGCGACACCACGCAUUCAACUCUCUACAACCAUACAAACAUCAUCUUCGACAAUGUCACUGCUGCCGAUGACGACUACAAAGUGGAUGGGUUCUUCAGUGCUUUGUUGCUGUCUAGUCCGUAUCCGAGAUUCAAAUGGAACAAGAAAACGCAAGACGCGAUCCUGGCGUCGUUCUUCUGGGGCUACAUGGUGCUGCAGGUGCCGGCCGGACAACUCGCACACCGUCUGGGGGCACGGCGGCUUCUUGCCGGCGCGCUAUUUGCUAAUGCGCUCGUCUCUUUCUGCCUGCCCUGGGCCGCUUACUAUGGUGGAUGGAUAUGGGUGGUCAUCUUCAGGGUAAUGCAGGGAUUGAGUCAAGCCUGCCUCAUGCCUGGCUUGCACACAUUCCUCGGCAAGUGGACACCGCUGAGAGAAAGGAGCCGUCUAAGUGCUUGGAAACCGAAAUCAGUUCCGUGGAAGAAAAUACUGACCCACCGUGGCAUGUAUGCUAUCAUAGUGGCGCACAUUGGGCAGGCGUGGGGACAACUCACCUUGUACGCGGAGGUGCCCGCCUUCAUGGACAAAGUCAUGGGGGUCAACAUCAAAGCGAACGGCUUGCUUUCUGCUCUUCCGUUCCUUGUCAUGUGGUUUACCAACUUCUUCUUUAGCUGGGCCGCUGACAAACUGAUCGCUAAGAAGAUACUCAGCGUAACGCACACACGGAAACUUGCUAACUCUGUGGGCAAUAUUCCAGCGGCAGUAGGUCUAGUAGUGCUCGCAUUUGUUCCCAAAGAAUUGGUGAUUGUUGAAAGUGUUUUGGUGAUACUUUGCGGUUUCAAGGUCGCGACCCACGUAGGGGUUUACGUGAACCACAUCGACAUAUCUCCCAACUUCUCGGGAACCAUGAUGAGCAUCAGCAACCUCAUGUCCAACAUGUGCGGCUCUCUGGCACCUAUCGUGGCUGGCAUGAUCCUCACUGAUGUUACCAGUGAAUACCUCUGGAGACAAGUAUUUUUCGUAGCCGCAGGAAUAUAUUUUGUGACGAACAUUGUUUACCUGGCACUGGGCACGUCGGAGCGCGCGGACUGGAACGACCCACCGCCGUCGCCAGAGGAAGAGCACACUGCAGACAUGCUAGAAGCCAGACCUAUGCUGGAGAUCGUACAGAAGUCGAGUCAAAAAGAUUUAACUAGCAAUUAG
Molecule: messenger RNA, 1381 nt
Organism: Papilio polytes (common Mormon)
Lineage: Eukaryota; Metazoa; Arthropoda; Insecta; Lepidoptera; Papilionidae
Product: putative inorganic phosphate cotransporter
Exons: 9
Coding region: 29-1381 (450 amino acids)
Biological process (GO): transmembrane transport; monoatomic anion transport
Molecular function (GO): transmembrane transporter activity
Source: RefSeq, a predicted model, not a curated record